UAUAAAACCUGUUACAGAAAGCCCUUGCAUAUAUAAAAUCUUUGAGAAAUCUCUCUAAAUUUUGGUGAAAAUCUCGUUCUACAAAUUAUUGUACUUUCGUCAUCUAACAACUAGACUACGACGAUCGACUUUUUUUUUUCUCUUCGAAGCUCUAACCAAACUUCAAACCAUGUCUGGAGGAGAAGAAGAUGUACAAAACCUAACAACACGUCUACAUAAACUUCAAACUACAUCUGAAGGAGGAGGAGGAGAUACAAAGAAUACAAAGGUAGAUGAUGCAUGUAGAUUUCUUUUUAACGUUAAGGAAAGGUUUAAGGACGAUACUAACGAUGUAUUCAGUUCUUUUAUCGACAAUUUAUUGAAGUUGAAAAGUGGGAGCAAGUCGAUGAAUGAGGUUUGCCAUGAGACUACGAUACAAUUUCGGGAGCAUCCUGAUUUGCUUUUGGAGUUUGCUCCAUUUUUGGCUGGCUUUUCUCAAGAAAGGCCUAGUUCGUGACGCAGGGAUGUCUAUGUCUAUAUAAUAUUAAUAGGCUUAUCCUGUAAAAAUGUUACCUGUUGUUAGGUUUUGUAUAUCUUCUUCUCCUCCAGACAUGGUUUGAAGUUUGGCUAGAGCUAGCUUCUUAAAAAAAAAAAAUAGGGUUACGUUUUCAUUAGCGACAUUUAAUU
This is a messenger RNA of Arabidopsis lyrata subsp. lyrata, 666 nucleotides long. RefSeq names its product paired amphipathic helix protein Sin3-like 3. NCBI's taxonomy places the organism in Eukaryota, Viridiplantae, Streptophyta, Magnoliopsida, Brassicales, Brassicaceae. The coding region runs from base 170 to 496 and encodes 108 amino acids. The transcript has 5 exons. The record is from RefSeq and is a predicted model, not a curated record. Gene Ontology annotation, molecular function: transcription corepressor activity. Gene Ontology annotation, cellular component: histone deacetylase complex; chromatin. Gene Ontology annotation, biological process: negative regulation of transcription by RNA polymerase II.